AUGACCGACGGAGACUCAGCAGGUGGAUUCCAGGGCACAGACGGAGAGCUGGCGAACUCCUGUGACGUCGCUGCCCUGGGAGACCGCGGCGACGUCUUGGCGAUGACUGGUGGAGGUGGAGCUGGAGAUCCCGAGGGCGGAGGUGACGCCGGUGCGACGGAGGACAGAGGCGACCCAGAGGGGAAGGAGGAACCCCCUGUAGCCGAAGGGGUGGAGGGAUGGAGUGUAACGGACGUCCUAUUUGACGGCUGUGGUCUUGAUGAAACUUGCUGUGAAACUGUAUCUUCAGUUCUACAAUCAUCAAACUCCCAUCUGAGAGAGCUGAACCUGAGCAACAAUCACCUGAAGAAUUCAGGAGUGAUGAUGCUUUCUGAUGGACUGAAGAGUUCAAACUGUAAUCUGAACAUACUGAGGCUAUGUGGGUGUAAUCUCACUGGUCAGUCCUGUGAAAGUUUGUCUUCAGCUCUACAGUCAUCAAACUCUGUCCUGAAAGAGCUGGACCUGAGUAACAAUGACCUGCAGGAUUCUGGAGUGAAGCUUCUUUCUGAUGGACUGAAGAGUCCAAACUGUCAACUGCAGAUACUGAGCCUUACUCACUCUAAUCUCACUGAUCAGUCUUGUGAGAGUUUUUCAUCAGUUCUACAAUCCUCAAACUCUGUCCUGAAAGAGCUGGACCUGAGUAACAAUGACCUGCAGAAUUCUGGAGUGAAGCUUCUUUCUGAUGGACUGAAGAGUCCAAACUGUCAACUGCAGAUACUGAGGUUGUCUGGCUGUAUGGUGACAGAGGAAGGCUGUGGUUAUGUAUCUUCAGCUCUGAGUUUGAACCCCUCACACCUGAGAGAGCUGGACCUGAGCUACAAUCACCCAGGAGACUCAGGAGUGAAGCUGCUCACUGAUACACUCAACCAUCCAAACUACAGACUGGACAAACUCAAAUUCCCAUCGGCUCACUCUGGAUCUGAACACGGUGAAUAAACGCCUCCGUUUGUCUGAGAGCAACACAGUGAUUACUAUCAUGGACCCAGAUCUUCGGUUGUAUCUACGUCAGUCAAAUCCUGAUCAUCCAGACAGAUUUGGUAGUGUGUGUCAGGUGUUGUGUGGAGAGAGUGUGUGUGA
Molecule: messenger RNA, 1116 nt
Organism: Ctenopharyngodon idella (grass carp)
Lineage: Eukaryota; Metazoa; Chordata; Actinopteri; Cypriniformes; Xenocyprididae
Product: ribonuclease inhibitor-like
Exons: 6
Coding region: 1-975 (324 amino acids)
Molecular function (GO): protein binding
Source: RefSeq, a predicted model, not a curated record